AUGAGCGAACAUUUGGUUGGAUUUAGCAGCAUUCGAUUCUUCACCAUCAACAAUGAUGCCAGUAAACCCCACUCGCCAUUCACUGCCAGUCACCUGUUCUCGUCACUUUGCGGGAGCACCAUCAUCAGCAAUAAUAAUAACAACAUCGACGAAGAUGCCUUAGCCAAUAACAAUAACAACAACAGUAGCAUUAUCAAUAAUAACAAUUAUCUUAGCGAUGAUUCGAAAUCAAGUACCUUACGAGAAACGUAUCCUAUGUACAACUAUUGUGUUCAGCAGAGUCCUACGCAACUGUAUCCGUCGUUCGCCGCCGGUGCCUUUAGCCAUCAUACCCAUCCCCAUCGUCCGCACGCGAUGUCCCCCCACGACAUCGGCCGCCAUACACCACCUCCACACUCGUUUCUGGAUCUCCAACAGCCACAGCAGAUGGUGGCGUCGCAACCGUCCGCCCUGCAACCAGUGCCAGUACUAAGUUCCAAGCUAAUGCCGCCUAUUCCGCUGGCUGCAUCGAUAGCAAUUGCGUCCAGUUUGCCCAAAAACCAUCCGCUGAGUGAAUCUGCCAGUGCAGCUGCAGCGUUUCACCGACUACUGCAGCCUUCAUCCUCGUCGGCGGCCGGCAUUUCGGCAGCAGCUGCAGCCGUGGCCGCCGGUCGAGCUCUACUCGAAGCCCGACAUCAUAGUAGCAGCAGCAGUCCCGAUCGAAUGAUCAAAUGUGAACGAACCGACUAUUCACUCUCACCCCGUUUACCACCGGAUAUCGGUGGGCCAGGAGGAGGGGAUGGUGGGAAAAGUACAAUCACCAAGAAUAGGAAAAUCCAUCGAUGUGAUGCUAACGGCUGCGAUAAGGUGUACACCAAAAGUUCUCACUUGAAAGCGCACAAGCGGACGCAUACAGGGGAAAAACCGUAUAUCUGCACCUGGGAAGGCUGCGUCUGGCGCUUCGCUCGAUCCGACGAGUUGACGCGGCAUUACCGGAAGCACACUGGUCUCAAACCGUUCCGCUGCAAAUUGUGUACUCGUUCCUUUAGCCGUUCGGAUCACCUCUCGCUGCACAUGAAGCGGCACUGA
Sabethes cyaneus is the source of this 1068-nucleotide messenger RNA. RefSeq names its product Krueppel-like factor 6. Lineage: Eukaryota; Metazoa; Arthropoda; Insecta; Diptera; Culicidae. The transcript is spliced from 3 exons. Gene Ontology annotation, biological process: regulation of transcription by RNA polymerase II. Gene Ontology annotation, molecular function: DNA-binding transcription factor activity, RNA polymerase II-specific; RNA polymerase II cis-regulatory region sequence-specific DNA binding. The coding region runs from base 1 to 1068 and encodes 355 amino acids. The record is from RefSeq and is a predicted model, not a curated record.